This is a messenger RNA of Lutra lutra (Eurasian river otter), 3508 nucleotides long. RefSeq names its product hes related family bHLH transcription factor with YRPW motif 2 (gene HEY2). Gene Ontology annotation, biological process: regulation of transcription by RNA polymerase II; circulatory system development; regulation of neurogenesis. Gene Ontology annotation, molecular function: RNA polymerase II cis-regulatory region sequence-specific DNA binding; DNA-binding transcription factor activity, RNA polymerase II-specific; protein dimerization activity. NCBI's taxonomy places the organism in Eukaryota, Metazoa, Chordata, Mammalia, Carnivora, Mustelidae. The transcript is spliced from 5 exons. Bases 1177 to 2052 code for a protein of 291 amino acids. The record is from RefSeq and is a predicted model, not a curated record. Gene Ontology annotation, cellular component: nucleus.
CGGCGCCCGAGGCGUCGGGGAGCUUUGUGCGCGAGCUGCUCCUUGGAAAUCCCGAGGCUUCCCUCCGCGGCGUCCUAACGGAGCCGGGAAAGUUUUGCCCGGGAAACUUGGAGCGGUGGGCGCUCACGGAGCGUGUAGUUGGGGUGGGGCGGGGGGUUGUCGGUUUUCACACCAGGGGUGGGGCGGAGAGGAGAGGGGACGCGACUGAAGCACAGCGCAGGAGUUGGCGAGGGAGGGUCCCCGGCUGUCAGCGUUGGGCGCGCGGACAGGCGGACGUAGGCGACGGGCGACGCCCCCGCCACGGAAACUGUGGCAGCACUUUCUGGAUGGGCCAGCUGAAGAGAGAAACAGAUUGAUAUUAUUUAUUUUUCAGGAGACUAAAAAGAUGACUUGUCUUUUGUAGAAAUUAAAGCAAUUUGUAAUCUUAAGGCUACGUAGGUUGAGCUUUCCAGGUUGACUGUGUGAGUGGGCGGACGGGAUGGUGAGUGACAGACGUAAGGAUCUUUUCGGACCUAGAUCAUCUCUUUGACUGCUUGUUCUUAAGCCUGGAAAGGAUCGGGGUCGUGAUCACAGAAGCCAGACCUCCACUUUCCAGGGACAGAGGGAGAUUACCAGGCAUUUUAAUGCCAAGGCGGGUCAAAUGAUAAUCGCUUCUAAUUGGCAUCCCCACAAGCUCCUUAAUUAUUUAUCUGCAGCUGUCACUCAAAGAGCAAAAUUCUUCCUACCUUUGGAAAACUGGUUUUCUUGCCACGUCGUUAUUCUAAUAAGUACACACCGAAGCGUAAAAUCAGCAACGGCAGAGAUAUUUACAUGAAACGCUGUUCGCGAAUUAUCUUUUAAUUAUUAAAGUGUGCGUCAUCUUUAAAAAUGAGAUCUGAAAAACAGAGGAAGUCAUGUGAAAGUCGAAACCAGUUGGGACGGGGUGGGACUGAGGGGGACAGUUAACUCAGAAAUAAGAUCCAGAAGUGCGAGGUGAGGUAAUAAGAACCUGGUGUGUGCAACAGUCUUAAAAUGAAAGAGAACAAAUAACAGGAACCUGGAGAAUUUGAGAACAUAAAGAAGCAUGGAAUCCAUGAAUUAUGAAGAGAAACAUGUACAAACUAGAACGGAUGACAAAAGCUGCAAAGUACUAGCUCUGUGAUUAGAUCCAAUUCCCCAACAACAACAUCUCAGAUUAUGGCAAGAAAGAAAAGGAGAGGGAUAAUAGAGAAAAGGCGUCGAGAUCGGAUAAAUAACAGUUUAUCUGAGUUGAGACGACUGGUGCCAACUGCUUUUGAAAAACAAGGAUCUGCAAAGUUGGAGAAAGCCGAAAUAUUGCAAAUGACAGUAGAUCAUUUGAAGAUGCUUCAGGCUACUGGGGGUAAAGGCUACUUUGACGCGCAUGCUCUGGCCAUGGACUUCAUGAGCAUUGGCUUCCGGGAGUGCCUGACAGAAGUGGCGCGGUACCUGAGCUCCGUGGAGGGCCUGGACUCCUCCGACCCCCUGCGGGUGCGACUGGUCUCUCAUCUCAGCACGUGUGCCUCGCAGCGGGAGGCGGCGGCUAUGACGUCCUCUCUGGCCCACCACCACCACCCCCUGCACCCGCACCACUGGGCGGCAGCCUUCCACCACCUCCCCGCGGCCCUGCUCCAACCCAACGGACUCCACGCCUCCGAGUCCUCGCCCUGUCGCCUCUCCACCGCUUCGGAAGUGCCUCCUGCCCACGGCUCCGCCCUGCUCACGGCUACGUUCGCCCACGCCGACUCUGCCCUUCGGAUGCCAUCCACGGGCAGCGUUGCCCCCUGCGUGCCACCUCUCUCCACCUCCCUCUUGUCCCUGUCCGCCACUGUCCACGCGGCCGCGGCUGCAGCCACCGCCGCGGCGCACAGCUUCCCUCUGUCUUUCGCGGGGGCCUUCCCCAUGCUCCCACCUAACGCAGCUGCGGCUGUGGCAGCCGCCACAGCCAUCAGCCCGCCCUUAACCGUGGCAGCCACGUCCAGUCCGCCGCAGACAAGCGGUGCAUCAAACAGUAAACCUUACCGACCCUGGGGGACAGAAGUGGGAGCUUUUUGAGUUUUCAUUGGACUUUUUGCAAUAGUAACUGAAUGUCCUUCAUUUCAGAGUCAGCUUAAACCUCUGCACCCUGAAAGUAGCCAUACAGAUGUCUACAGAUCCACAAAGGAACAAUAAAGCUAUUUGAGACACAAACCUCCCAAGUGGAAAUGUGGUAUUAUCUUUUUUCUCGUGUUUUGUUUAAGGCAGCUUGGUAACUGACAUCAGCAACUUUUGAAACCUUCACACUUGUUUUCAUUUAGAAGUUUCCUGAAAAUAUAUGGACUAUAUCAUCCAGCCGUGCAUCAGUAUGUCUGAAUUGGGGGGAAAAACAAAAACAAAACAACAAAAAAAAACCUGACUGGAUUCUCUUGAAACUAAAUGGAAAAAAAAUACUCGUGUUUCAUAAGUGCCUGAGCUAGUAAAGUUUUCUUCUGAAUAUAUAACAUUGCACAAGUAAAGAAGAGUGUAGAGGUUAGGUUAAGAAAGGGAAGGAACAGAAGUCUUGCAUUAGGUUGCAGACAUUUUAAUAAGGUGCCAGAGAAGAGUACUCUAUUGAAACCAACAGGUUUUUCUUGGCCAAAAGGAUUGCUGAAAAUAAUUUUCAAGUUGAAAGACCUAGUUUUAUCUUAGUUUGCUUCUUUGUUCAGACUUGCCUGCCAAGUGGUGACAUUUAGCAAUGCAUUGGUAUAAGCAAUUAUUCCAUCAGUGCUCAGAUUAACAACCAUUUCUGCCCUGCCUGCAAGCCCCCAGGCACUUUUUUUCAUGGUUCAAAAUAUGGUGCUUCUUUAUGUAAACAAUGCAUUUAUAGAAAGAGUGCACCUAAAAGCAGUUGCCUACCAUGUGCCCACCAGAAGCUAUUUGAUUCAUGCCAACUUGAAAAUUCUCCAGUUUGUAAAAGUUUAGGUUAAUUUAUUGUUUCAUUUAGACUAUUUUUACAUAUUUAUCCUCUUCAUUUUGUCUUGAUAAUGUGUAAUAUCUAUUCUUGUCACCCUUUGGGAAAAGUUGCAUUUCUGGAGGUGAUGAGACAGAGAGCGUUGGGAAGAGAAAAGCCACGAUUUUUAAAUGCUCUUUGUCAAGCUCAUGAUUGCAUUUGAUCCCAAAUCAAGAUGAAUGUAUGCAGUGGGAUGUACAGAAAUUAUUUUUGUUCAUGCCUAGACUAGUGCUACAUAAUGGUGUUUUUCUUUUUUUUUUUUUUUUUUUGGUUUGUUUAAUGACAACAUAAUCUCUUAAUACAUUGAAAUUGAGCACAUGAGAUUUUAUGUUUGAAAGAUAAAGACACAGCAUGUAUUCUUAUGCACUUCAUUUCUCUGCUGUGUGGAGGGAGCAAUAAACAUGAGAAUGUUAAACAUUAUGCAAAAUUAUACUUUUUAAAUACUUGUUUUAAAAUUAUUGUACCCAGUCUUUUUUUCAUUACUUUGUAACCUUUUUCUAUGCAAAAGUCUACAUAUCACUAAUUAAAUUAAGUCCUUUUUGA